Molecule: messenger RNA, 4895 nt
Organism: Mauremys reevesii (Reeves's turtle)
Lineage: Eukaryota; Metazoa; Chordata; Testudines; Geoemydidae
Gene: C5AR1
Product: complement C5a receptor 1
Exons: 3
Coding region: 248-1321 (357 amino acids)
Biological process (GO): complement receptor mediated signaling pathway; inflammatory response; phospholipase C-activating G protein-coupled receptor signaling pathway
Cellular component (GO): plasma membrane
Molecular function (GO): complement component C5a receptor activity; G protein-coupled receptor activity
Source: RefSeq, a predicted model, not a curated record
CCACUCCCUGCUCCUACGGGCUGAACUAAGCAAUUUCUCUGCAGAGCCCUGGAGCUUCCUGUUUGCGGCAUUAUAAAACCUCAGCCCUCGCUGCCUGUCCACACUUGCGAAAAUCGCCUGCAGCACGGACGCAGCCUGCGGGGUCUGGGCACACGGGGCAACUCUUCACUGCCGUAAAAGAGGUCUUGGGCUGCCUCUGCACUGGUGAGCUUUUUGGUAUAACUAAGGAUACAGAUCCUGGUGCAGAAUGAGCCACACCGACUCGUAUGGUGACUACGAUCCUGACUCAUUUAACUUCACUGCGCCCAUCUUCGACACGCCAGCUCCAAAGACUUUCCAGCCGACCCCCAUCCUGUGGGUGUCUCUGGUUCUCUACUCCCUCGUCUUCCUGCUGGGCGUGCCGGGGAACGCGGCUGUCAUCUGGGUGACGGGCUUCCGGAUGAAGCGCACAGUGAACACCGUCUGGUUCCUCAACCUGGCGGUGGCCGACCUCCUCUGCUGCCUGGCGCUGCCGUUCCUGGUCGUGCCCACGGCCCGCGGCAACCGCUGGGAGCUGGGUGACUUCGCCUGCAAGCUGCUCCCAUCCCUCACCAUCCUGAACAUGUUUGCCAGCGUCCUGCUCCUGAUGGCCAUCAGCGUGGACCGCUGCGCCCUGGUGACCAGGCCCGUCUGGUGCCAGAACCACCGCACGACCCGGCUGGCCUGGGGCCUGAGCGGGGCAGCCUGGCUCCUGGCUCUGCUCAUGACCCUCCCAACCCUCAUCUUCCGGACGACGCACACCAAGGAGUUCUCAGACCAAGUGAUGUGCGUCCUGGAGUACGCUCGAGUGGCCAGUUACCAGACCACCGUCGAGGUGUCCGUCGCUACCUUCCGCUUCGCCGCCGGCUUCCUGGUCCCCUUCGUGGUGAUCGCCACCUGCUACGGCCUGGUCCUGGCCCGCGUCCACAGGAGCCGUUUCACCCGCUCGCGCAAGACCAUUAAGGUCAUUCUUGUGGUGAUUAUCGGCUUCUUCGUGUGCUGGCUCCCCUACCACGUGGUGGGGCUGAUCCAGGCCGCCCAGAAGUCCACCACCAGCCUCUUCAAAGGCGCCUCUGAGUCCGACCCCCUGAUUGUGAGUCUGGCUUACGUCAACAGCUGCCUCAACCCCGUCAUCUACGUCAUCAUGGGCCAGGACUUCAAAGACCGGUUCCAGCGCUCGCUGAAGACCAUCCUCCGCAACGUGCUGAGCGAGGAUUCGCUCUCCGUGGGUGACAGCAGGAAGAAGACCAGAUCCACGCAGGAGACCAAGUCCACGAUGGAGGACCGAAGCAUCGGGGUGUGAGCUGGGGAACGGGCCCCCGGCAGCCCCACCGCAGGCUGGGCUUGUGACAUGUCAGGCGACAGCUGCCUCCCCUUCGCUCGCCGUCGUUACCCUGGGGGGUCCGUGCAGGGGCACAGCCGUACAGCCACCGCCCCUCGCACGCCCCAGGCCCCUGCAGGCUGUGGGGUGGGGCAGAUGGUGAUAUAAUGCACAUAGUGCCACCUCUAUAUUUGCAUAUCUGAAUAUUCAUGCUUUCAUUCUCCUAUUUCCCCAUCAUCCAACCCUUUGGCACCUCACUCCCCUUCCUAUCCUCCCAGCUCCCGCCUUGAUUCCCCCCAAUCUCCAGUUCCCCAUGUCCCCCCUCCGCAAAUUCCUUCUCCAUCCCUUCCCCCCAGUCUGGCCCCACCCCCAACAGCCCCUCUGCCAUAGAGACGGGACUGGGGCAACACCUGGAAUCGCUCUACAACCACAUCUCCAUGGCUACAGGCCACACUCUGGGUGGGUCUCCUCUCUGGCUAGGGUCCUCUCUGUGGUUGGAGACCUCCAUGCAGUGGGGUCUCCUCUAUGGCUGGGGUCCUCCGAGAGAGAACCAGCCUCCAGGAGGCUAACUAUGGAGAUGUGGCGUAUGGAGCCUCACCCUCAGCUCUGCAGCUGUCCCAGGCAGGAUCCCUGCAUUGGGUGCUGGUGGCCCUCGGCCCGAGCUCCUCUCUCCCAAGCUACGGGGGGUGACUCCUCUGCUGGGCAGCAGUAGAAGCCUGUUACCCUCUUAUGCAAAUCAGCCACGAGAGGGCGACAGAGACCUGCCCUCCCUAGUGCGGGGCUUACAGAGACCCAGGGCCGCAGAGCGUGACUCUCCCUGCCCCUCAUGCAGUCGUCGGCACCAGCCCAGGGUGUGAAGCACAGGUCGGAACGGGGCAGCGUUUGGGCAGACACUCUGCAUGGGUGCAGCCGAGCACCUGAGAGCCAGGUGCCAAUGUGCAUCCGUGCAAGCGGCCCCCGUGCAAGCUGCUGCAAGCAGCAUCCACCGGGGGAAGAUUACGGGAGAGUUUCCAGCUUCCUGCCCCUGUUGCCAGAGGCUCAGAAUUUUCUGUAACUUCCCCCUUUUAGGGCUGGGAUUUUGGGGAUUAGGUUUUUGGAUCCAAUCGCCCCCCACCCCCUCCAGCACCCUGCAGGGGCACCAUCCCGGAAAUGUUGGUGUUUUGGGUUUUGUGUCAUGGGAGAGGACGACUGGCAGGAAAUCACUGCCCUCCUGCUCCAGGGCACAAGCCAGCCCCUGACUGACUGGGCCAGAGAGACUUCCCAGGAGGUUACAGGUCUGAGUGCACCUCUGCCACGCCCAGGCCUGGGACGCAGCACCCGGCGUAGCAGCCAUGCUGACCCAAGGGAUCUGAGUGAGUCCUGGCACCAGCAAGCCAAAGUACUGUUUGUUUUAACAAUAGGAACAAAGCAUUUGGGGGGGGGGUAGGGUUUUAAAAACACCGUCUGCGACCUUUUCUCUCCUACCUAAAACCAUUCUGUGAUGGGGAUCUAGACAGGGCCAGCAUCUGCAGUUGCCCCAGCGGCUCCUGCAUGUCACCCUGGCCCCGCAAACAGCCUCUCUCCCCCCCACCGCCCAGGAGACGCUUGUUACAAACUGCUCGAGUCCCUUUGCUCGCCGGCGUGCACAGGCCUUGCACUAUCUCCUACCAGCACUCAGGCAUUUGCUGAGCAGUGGCUUAUCUUGAGCUGUCCUGCGUCCUUCCUGCUGGUUUGCGCGGCCAGACACCGAUUGAACUGAACCAACAGCUUCUUCCCGCAACGUCCACAGACAGCGGCCAUCCCUUGCCAGGGCUCGGCUCCGGCGCCGUCACCCCUCGAGUCUCGUCCCUGCUCACUGGCCUCUGGAGCAGCUGGGACUGGCUGGGCAGAGGUAGAGUGAGUCCUGCCCUGAUCCGUGGGCCCGAACCCCCCCCAGGAGGUCUCACCAUGACCCUCCCUGCAGCCCCGUGUGAUUGUGCAUUGCUCCCUCGGGGCCUGGCAGCCCCGGUCCCAGCGGCUCCCCUCGCCCCUGGGCUGAGGUCCCCCUGCCCCGGCAGAUAAACCGGUGGCUCUGUGGCUUGAUCCUUGGUGCUACGCCUUCCUCCAUUAGGCUGUACGGGGCUCUGCUGCCACUUACCCCGGGCGAGGCCAAUGUGUUCCUGUGGGUAUUUCCAGGGUUGCCCUUAACACAGACGUGGCUGCUGCCGUGUCUCUCUUGAGUCUUGCUGUGACGAUGAGUGUGUGGGGCAUGAAGCCACCUGUUUAUUUGCCAGGGUGGGGGGACCUCAGCUCAGGGACAAGGCACCCGAGGGGCUGGGAGUGGGGCUGCCGCGCCCUGAAGGGAGCAUGGGUGGGGGGUGACAUUUAGCUCUUUAAGGCUGGGCUUUCCGGGGCGCUGGUUCUGCACACACUGUCCGGGGGGGUCUCUCUUUGCCAGGGUCCCCGCCAGCAGGGCCUACGCAGACCAAUUCACGCACCACACAGUGGGGGUCCAUAGGAAUCCCGCCCUUCCAGCGCGCGGUGCUGCUCCCGGGAGACCCGAGUAACCACUCCCCGUGUUCAGUGAAUAAACGAGCCUCUUUGUCGCUGCGUUUGAGUUUGUGUUGGGAUGUUGGGCUGGUGCUGAUGGGUUAAAAACUGAAAAGCAGAAGCCCUGUUCAUAGCUGAGCUCAUCAGCUCUGGCGUUUUCCUGGGCGGUGGCCGUGGGACGUGGCGAGGGACAGCUGCGGUGCCAUGGGGCAGGGGCAGGCCAUGAAAGCAGCGUGUCGGAAAGGAGCCGCAGGCUGGGUGCCUGGUGGGGUCUGGGGUCCGAUGAGCUGGGGGUCUGAGGGGCUUCCCUCUGCCUCGGUCCAUGGUCCUCAAGCUCACCAAGUCGGGUGCUUCCCGGCGGCCGUGGAGCACGACGUUCCCUGGCCCCAGGAUUCUGAUCCCAUGGUCAGAUCCGGGCCGGUGCAGGGGGGUCACGACCCAAGGAGCCCAGGUGCUGGGGGCUUUUCGAUGUGCCACAAGCGAAGGGAGCGGGCGGGGCAGGGGCAGCACACGCUGGCUGGGAGGGUGCAAGCAGAACCAUCCCCAGUGAGGCUGUGAAUUAUGUACGUUCCAUUCUGUGCAUCCGGUGAAGUGGGUUCUAGCCCAGGAACGCUUAUGCCCAAAUAAAUGUGUGAGUCUCUCAGGUGCCACAAGGAUCCUGUUCUUUUUGCGGCUACGGACUAACCCGGCUGCUACGCUGAAACCUGUGAAUUAUGGUCCCACCUAAAGGCCCCGAUCCUGGCCUGGCCCCUCUUGUCUUAGGGGCUGCAGAGGACAGGCCCUGCCCACACCACUAACAAAGCCAGAGCCCAGCUGAAAGGUGGCUGGUUUGGUUACACACCUGACCCUGGGGCCAGCAGGAUCCUGGGGGGGGGGCGUUUGGCAGUUGUGCCCAGGCCUCUCCCCCACCCCCCAGGGCAGUAGCAAGCCACUAACCCCAGUUCUCGUUUCCAGUGUUUAUUUGGAGGCUGGUCACAGGACAGCUGGGGAAUAUUCUUGCUGCCCUAAGCAAACCGGCAGCUGCUGACACAACCGGCCCCGCACCCCU